This is a messenger RNA of Pelodiscus sinensis (Chinese soft-shelled turtle), 1440 nucleotides long. The record is from RefSeq and is a predicted model, not a curated record. NCBI's taxonomy places the organism in Eukaryota, Metazoa, Chordata, Testudines, Trionychidae.
UGGAGAAUUUUUGAUCAGAAGAGGCUUUUCUCCGAAGCAGAUGAAAUUAACGAGGCCUUCCUUCUCUUUUGAAUUCUCCCAGAUGACGGGAUUGUGAUCAAAACUGAGGAAGAGGAGGAUCCGGACACCCUGGAGCCAUAUGCCAUGUUCUCCGGUAGAGCAGAGCAGCCGCUUUUCCAGAAUCACGACUCGGGGACAACCUGCGAGGCCCAUUGCAGUUCCAAAAUGCAACCGAGAAACCCAGUCGGAACCAGGCCGGGGCAGUCUGCUCCCUGCGAAAGAGACUCCGGUGAAAUGAAGACGGUCAUUGUCCACCAGAGAAACCGCACCAGGGAAAGACCUUACCUCUGCCCGGAGUGUGGGAAAAGCUUCAUGCUGAAGAUCAACUUUAUAAUUCACCAGCGGAACCACCUCAAAGAGGGGCCCUAUGAAUGCCAUGAGUGCGAUUUAAGCUUCAGGAUCAAGCAGCAGUUUCUCCUGCACCAGCGCAGCCACACGCGAAGGGGGGUCGGCCCGCCCCGGCGGGUGGAGAACUUCCGAGACAAGCACAGCCUCAAGCCAGAGCCAAGAACGCCUCCGGCGGGGAAACCCUACAAAUGCUCUGAGUGCGAGAGCAGCUUCAGCCACAAGUCAAGCCUCAGCAAACACCAGAUCACGCACGUGGGGGAUCGGCCAUACACGUGCAGCGAGUGCCGGAAGAGCUUCCGCCUGCAGAUCAGCCUCAUCAUGCACCAGAGGAUCCACACUGGGAAGAGCGAGAUGUCCUUCAUAUGCCCUCAGUGUGGGAAGAACUUUAGCCGCCCCUCCCAUCUCCUCCGGCACCAGAGGACUCACACGGGGGAACGGCCCUACAAAUGCACCCAGUGCGAGAAGACGUUCAGCGAGAAGUCCAAGCUCACCAACCACUACCGCAUCCACACGCGGGAGCGGCCGCACGCCUGCACCGAGUGCGGCAAAGGCUUCAUCCGCAAGCACCACCUGCUGGAGCACCAGCGCAUACACACUGGCGAGCGGCCCUACCACUGCGCCGAGUGCGGCAAGAACUUCACGCAGAAGCACCACCUGCUGGAGCACCAGCGGGCGCACACCGGCGAGAGGCCCUAUCCCUGCACGGAAUGCACCAAGUGCUUCCGCUAUAAACAGUCCCUGAAGUACCACUUGAGGACGCACACGGGGGAGUAGGGGCCAGUGGGCGCUGCAUCCCGCCUGGGCAUUUGAGCCAGGAGUCUGUGUGGAUGGAAGCCGUGGCGCAACGCUGCGUAGGGACUGGUAAUGUGAUUUAAAGCAAAUAACAGGCAGUACCAUUGAACAGAACCGAAAAAGCUAAUUUAGGGUAAAUAUUCAUACUGUACAGGAUAUUUUGCUGAUGUAGGACUCUAACUGCUUUUUAAAUAUUCCUUUUGAUAAUAAAUGUGGAGUAACUUUUAUUUCAUAAGCAAA